Molecule: messenger RNA, 2059 nt
Organism: Sinocyclocheilus anshuiensis
Lineage: Eukaryota; Metazoa; Chordata; Actinopteri; Cypriniformes; Cyprinidae
Product: protein FAM107B-like
Exons: 6
Coding region: 600-1208 (202 amino acids)
Biological process (GO): regulation of actin cytoskeleton organization; actin filament bundle assembly; actin filament polymerization
Cellular component (GO): neuron projection; synapse; stress fiber
Source: RefSeq, a predicted model, not a curated record
GCCAACCUCAUAUCACCACGUUUGAGACACUUGAAAAUAGGACAUUAACAACACAGUACCUUUUUUGCUCUCUUCCCUCCCUAAGCAAAUAAAACUGAAGGAAUAGUUUACUCUCGUAUUGCUCCAAAUCCAUAUGACUUCCUUCAAUGGAACACAUUAGGUGAAAUUUUGCAUAUGUUUAUGCUGCUCUUUUCCAGAGCAACAUUCUGCCACUAUGAUAAUAUUAUAAAACAAAAGUACAUUUGAAAGGUAAUACAGAUGAUUCUGUUCUCAUACGGAAUUCCUUCACAUUGGUUCUUAUAUAAGGUAACAUUGUUGCUGUUGAUAUUAACAAUGAAAAGUGGAAAACGGGAAAGUGACAUCAGUUUAACACAGUCCCUUUUUUCACUCCCCCUCCUUCUGCUGAUUUGUAGUACCAGUUAGGACACUGUAUGCACCCUAGGUUGUAAAAGUGUGCGUGUGUGUUUAGGUUUGCUUGGAGGGAUGUACAUCCCCUCCUGCUUCUCCGCUUUCUCUGCAUUGAAAGUAGCAGGUGGAAUCCCAGAGAAAUUGUUUCUGGAACAAUCCUGAGGCACUGAGCAUUCUGCACCUUUGGAAUCAUGGGUGUGACCCAUGGAAAGAAAGCAGAUCAUAAUCAUCAAAGUCAUAAUUCCGCUUGUGCUCAACCACUUACUGGACCUGGUGAAUCAGAUUUAGUCUCUGAUCUUGGAUCAGUGAUAGACCCUGAGCAGAGAUGGGGCAGAGAAGAGGAUUUAGACCAGAGCAAGCUGCUUCCUGAGCAAACGGACAGUGGUUACUAUGAAGAGCUCAUCAGGCCCAAAAAGCUCCACAAUCCCGUCAAAGCAUCCAAGAGCCACCGGGAACUCCAGAGAGAGCUGAUUAUUACACACAAAAGAGGAGCAGUGGUGGAGGAGAAGCCAGAGUUGCAGAGAGUUCUGCAACAGAGAAACAGAGCUCAAGCUCUGAAACAAGACAUAAAACAGGACAAGGAGAAAUCACCACUGGAGCAGGAGUUACUGAAGAGACAGAUGAGGCAGAGAGAGAAUCCUGCUGAGCAUGUGCAGAAUAAGUGUCAUCACUCUAGCUGUUUUCUGAUUGGAGUAAUUGAGAGUUACAAUUGCCCCCGGUCUCCCUUGCACACUAGUUUGAGAGAGAGACCGAAGAGCAGAGAGAAAGGUCAAAGUGCGCACCCGAGUUCAUCAGGGUGAAAGAGAGCCUGAAGAGGACAGCGAUAACAAGUGCUGUGAAGAAAGAGGUGUAAUCACGUAUCACCUUACAACACUGAUCUACAGGAGUGUUGAUACUCCUCCAGCUGCUGAUUUGAACAGUUCUUUAGUUUUUUUAGAAAGCUUGGGGUUUGGAUUUUGAAUGAAAUCACAGAUUGUGAAAAACCAAUGUUGAGGACAGGAAUGUUAAAAAUGUGGGCUAAUGUUAUGUCACAUGUUAAGCACUUGUAAUGGUCUAAUAAGAUUUCACCUUAAUUGCACCAGUGAGAGAAGCACACAAGAACAGAAUAACUCCAAUGUACUGGAACUGAAUCUAGUGUUUGAGUAUAGAAAUGAUUGAUCUCCCAUAUUUGUAGAUUAUAUACUUUUAUGAUCAGACGGCAAUCUUUUCCACUUUUAUCUUAUGUUAUAUGUAAAUCAUUUGGUAUGUUCAAAUAUGCAAACUAGUUUCGGAUAUAGUGCGCUAGUGCAUUUAACAAAAUGUGCAGUACAAAAAGAACAUCGGGAACACUGUAUCCGAUAAUGCAGUUUCAGAUUUGAUUUUCCAUUUAGUUUGACAAAUGAACUGGCACUGUAAAUUACAAAUUGUAGCAUCUCUACAAUCUCUACAUUUCUUGACUUAUUUGAGUCGACAGGCAAUCUUAAUUAUUUAAAAUAACAUAUAUAAUGCAUAGUUUCCCUACAUAAUUUUUUUUAACAACAUACAUUAUCACACAAUAUAAUAAAAUGAUCCUUUACAGAUAUGAUAUUGUUGAUUUAUACUGUCUGUGUAAGUGGCUUUUUACUUAAAGGAAUAGUUUGUUUCUUAAACAGAUUUGGUGAAAUUUAGCAUU